Messenger RNA from Chiloscyllium plagiosum (whitespotted bambooshark), 5174 nucleotides. RefSeq names its product mucolipin TRP cation channel 1a (gene mcoln1a). The record is from RefSeq and is a predicted model, not a curated record. NCBI's taxonomy places the organism in Eukaryota, Metazoa, Chordata, Chondrichthyes, Orectolobiformes, Hemiscylliidae. Gene Ontology annotation, molecular function: NAADP-sensitive calcium-release channel activity. Gene Ontology annotation, cellular component: plasma membrane; lysosomal membrane.
GACGUACCGGGGGCGGGCCCUCCUCGGUCACGGGUUGAUGGCGCCCUGGGCCUCCGGAGCUCCCGGCUGUGGGAGUGAGAGCGUCCGCCGCUGGAGCCGGCUGUGGGUGGCGGAGUGAGGCUGAGUGUGCGGUCCGCCUGCAGACGGGCACCAUGGACGCCGAGAGCCGGCCGUCAGAAAGUGCGAAGCUGCUGACUCCGGUGAACAGCUAUGGUUCCCAGGACAGUGACCAUGUUGUGGGCCCUCAGCCUACCCACCUGUGCCAGGGGCAAGAGGAAGAACUGAGGAGGAAACUAAAAUAUUUCUUCAUGAGUCCCUGCGACAAAUUCCGAGCGAAGGGCCGGAAACCCUUCAAACUUAUUGUGCAAAUAUUGAAGCUCAUCGUAGUCACAGUGCAGUUGAUCCUGUUUGGAUUGAGUAACCAAAUGGUGGUAGAUUUUACAGAAGAAAACACAAUGACAUUUAAGCACCUCUUCCUGAAGGAUUACACAGAUGGGUUGGAUGAUUCUUACGCUGUGUAUACACAGAAGGAUGUCUACGAUUCUAUUUUCUACACAGUUAAACAGUACCUGGCUCUGCAAAACAUGACUUUGGGACGGUACGCCUAUGUGUUCGGUGGUGAUGAGAAUCGCACUGCGCUGCAGCUCUGCCAGCGCUUUUACAAGAAAGGCAGCAUCAAUCCAGCAAACGACACCUUCAACAUCAACCCACAGGUGAUAACAGAGUGUGUGUAUGUGAAUCCCUCUUUUCACAUCAAUCCCAGAGAAACACCGCAAUACAGGAAUAUCACAUUAAAAUUCUACAAGCUGAUAGAUGUCUCCAUAAGAUUUAAACUGAAGGCAAUUAACAUUCAGACCAUUAUCAACCGUGAAAUCCCAGAUUGUUACACGUUUCAGAUUCUAAUCCUGUUUGAUAAUAAAGCGCACAGUGGCAGGAUAAAGAUCACCCUGGAUAAUGAUGUGGUUAUUAAUGAAUGUGUUGAUCCCAGUGUUCUUGGAUAUGCUAAUAACGACGCUGGACGAUUGAUUUUUGACAUUUUUAUUAUUUUGUUGUGUCUGCUUUCAUUGGUCCUGUGCACAAGAUCAGUUAUCCGAGGAUUCAUGCUGCAACAUGAAUUUGGGAAAUUCUUCCUGUUGAAACAUGGGAAGGAGGUGUCACCUGCAACUCGCAUGGAGUUUCUCAACGGCUGGUAUGUUCUGCUGAUCAUCAGUGACAUUUUCACCUUUGUGGGAACAAUCAUGAAGGUCGGAAUUGAGUCCAAGAAUUUUGCAUCCUAUGAUGUGUGCAGUAUUUUACUGGGAACCUCGACCCUGUUGGUUUGGGUUGGAGUUAUUCGCUAUUUGAGUUUCUUUCAGAAGUACAAUAUCCUCAUUGUAACUCUCCGAGCGGCGUUCCCCAAUGUGAUCCGCUUCUGCUGCUGCGUGGCUGUCAUUUACAUGGGUUAUUGCUUCUGUGGGUGGAUAGUGCUGGGACCUUAUCAUGACAAGUUUCGCACACUGUCGAUGGUUUCAGAAUGUUUGUUUUCACUCAUCAAUGGGGAUGACAUGUUUGUGACGUUCUCUCGCAUGCGACAGAAAAGUACGCUGGUGUGGCUAUUCAGCCAGCUGUACCUGUACACCUUUAUCAGCCUCUUCAUCUACAUGGUCCUCAGCCUCUUCAUCGCCCUCAUCACUGGCUCAUAUGAAGCCAUAAAGCACCAUGGAAUUAGUGGGGUCCGUCCCAUGGAGCUGCGUGAUUUCAUCGCUGAGUGCACAGACGCUCCAAACUCUGGCAAGUUCCGUGAAAUGGAGAGUUCGGUUUGCUCCUUUUUCUGCUGCUGUGACAGGUAAAGUCUGAGACGGAUGACCACUUAUGAGGACACCCUCUUGGUAAACUGACUACAGCGUCUGCUCGAGGCACUACCAGGAUCUUGUGUGGUGAUUCCAGUCGGUUGUGUGCAGUGAACGAUAACCAAAGCCUUCCGGUGAAAUACCAAGAUCGGCGAAGGCGUACCCCCAGUGUCAGUGAAAAGCAGAAUGGUUUGAAGAGACAGGAAAUGGAAAUGCUUUCUCCAAAUAACUGAUUAAAUGGUUGGCAGGUUUAUAGUAAGAGGAAUAUUUUCUCCGAUUUUAGUUUUUACAUAUGAAGGGUGCAUUGUUGUGAGACUAUCAUGUUAUUUAAUUACUUUAAUCCAAUAACUUGGAGGCAUCGAAAUCUUUGUCUUCCCCAUAUUCCAUUGGCUGGAUAGGAAAUGACAUAGAGUUGACCAGACGGCUGUUGCUGGAAGCUUCAAUCAUUAUUCAGUGUGUGAAAAGCAUUCUCUGCUAAAUCCUCUCCUACCCUGGCUUCUGCCUCUCUCUGACAAUAAUCUUCUUCUUCUACCCAAUGAGAAUGAACUGGAUCAGUGUGUUGGUAAACGGGAGCUGUGUAGUCAUUAGUAGUCUUGCUGUACUCCCAAAAAUAAUCAGUCUGUAGGUUAUUCCUCCUUGCAAAUCUGUUCCAUGGUUUAUUUACAUCCUGGGUAAAUGUUUACAUGAUACUUCUAUAAUCUUAAAGACUUCAACUGCAUCAUCCUUAAUCCUCUGUCCUGUGGACCUAGUCUAUUCAACUUAAUCCUUUUAGCCCUGCUAAUACGCUGGUGAAACUGUACUGUAUAAAUCUGAGGCCAGCAUACCCUUUGUUGUCAGGGCUGAACAUCGUAUGUCCGCUUUUUAUUGGCUUUCUAGAUUUCUGUUACUGGUUUUCCCAUAAGUCCAGGCAUCGUCUGGGAAGUCUGUUUCUCCAUUGUAAACAAAUCAUGCAAGACGUCACUUCACAAGUCCCUGCCCUCUGUGUGAGAUGGAUGCUAAUGUUGGCCAAUGAACUGGAGUUGGUGAUGGACUCAACAAGCCUAGCAGCCGUAUUGUACAGCAAAUGGUUAUUUAUUCCACGGAAUCUGUUUAAACUGUGUGCUCUACAGAGUCUAUUUUUAAAAAAAGUGCUUUCCAAUACUGCCUGCCCACAAAAGGAGGGUUAAUUCUCUCCUGCCUGGAGUGGAGGGUAGUUGCGUAAUGCAAAUUAUGUGCACAAAGCUAAUUGUUUGCUGAUAGCUAAACAGUGUCUGGAUGUGGAUCUGUCCAGUCACCUGCACUCUGACUGAGACUUGUGCUGCUGUGUGUAUCCCUUCUGGGGCGACAUUACUUAUUGAGAUGCUACAGAUUGUAUAUUCAUACAGCUGCCCCACUGUCCAGUUUCAAGUCUCAGUUCAAGGCCGUUUAAUCUCAUCAUACUGAUAAAAUGAAUUUGUGCAGCAUGUCUUGGGAUCAGGAGACCCUGUCAACAAAAUCAUGUCCGAAUUGAAACUCUGGUACAAGUGGGAUCCCCACUGCAUUUGAGUUGUCAGAGUUAAGAGUUUGUAAAGUUAAAGGGUCUAAGUUUCUUUUUAGAAAAGUGCGAGCUAAAAUAUUUUAAAACGUUUUAAAAUAUUGUAUGAUAUUGGUUCCUGUUAGGACUAGGAGAAAGUGAGGACUGCAGAUGCUGGAGAUCAGAGCUGAAAAUGUGUUGCUGGAAAAGCGCAGCAGGUCAGGCAGGAGAAUCAACGUUUCGGGCAUGAGCCCUUCAUUCCAGCAACACAUUUUCAGCUUCUGUUAGGACUAUACCAUAUUAAGUGCAAGUACAGUAGAAUUGUGCGAAGUUGAAUUGCGAGAGGCCUUGAGUGGAGUUUCGAGUGUGCUAAGAAGCCGUUCUAUAACCCGAUCUGCCUGCAAAUACACUCAAAAAAAAACACAUGAUAACGCAAUGCUGAAUGUGAGAUAUGCUUUUAAUUUUCAGUCUACUUUAACUAUGACCUGACCUUUUACAGUAAAAGGCAUUGAAAAGCAGUUUGAGUUGGUUCUGGAAAAGCUCAGUAAAUAUUUUCAGCUUACUCUGUUGUCUUCCGGAUUGUGACACACUCCUCCAUGUUGUGAAGCAGUCCAUUCUGUCAUGCUGUCUAGUGAAAUCGCAGAGCAUCUCCACAAUUUUUGCUGUUUCAGUGAGAGAGAGAUGGGUACUGGGAGUGAGUAUCCAUCGCACUCUUCAGUGUCUUCAGGGCAAUAACCUUCCUUUACUUACAUUGAUGCAUUUCCCUGGUCCAUGCCUCUAGAUGCUGGAGGUCACUGAAGAGGUAUUGCAAGCCCUGUGCUGCCUGGGUAUUGAUGGAUACAAAUCCAUGUGGUUCCCUGCAGUUUCCAAUAACAAGAACUGGUAUCUUUCUGGUGCCAACCCUGUUUGCACCAUCACUUAGGUGCCACAUUCCUUGUCUCACUUUCCAUCGCUACAUAUUCCAUCCUUAAGUAUUGAAGAACAGUCUGGAGUGGUCCAGUUGCUAGUUGGUUACACUUUUUAGGGGAGAGGUAAAGUGAGCAGUGUUUAGGAGCCGAGGUGCUAGAGGGGGGGGGCUUUGGGCUACGCCCAGGCUGAGGGUUAGUGGCUCUGGGUAUUUUGUGAUCAACACCAGCAGGACACUCUUGUCAGAUUGUGGUGAUUUCUGGCCAGCUUUUGAACUGUGUUGAGAGACCUCUCCGAGAUACUUGCCUGAGGCUGUUGUCUGAAUUGCUUCCUUCAGACAGUGGGGAAGAGGGAGAAAAUGGUAAAUUCUAGGAAAAUCCACAUUAAAAACGGAGGACUUUGCAGCGCACAAGGUCACUGAGAAGAAGAGAGGACAUGUUGACAUUUGGAGUAGCCUCCCUGAACUGUCCAGUGUUGAAAGCAGUCUGUGCCCAGUGCACUGUGGAGGUCACUUCGGAUGGAGGGUCUGCGCUCAGCGUCCGUUCAGGUAUGUGCCUGAACCCCUCAUAUACUGACAGACCUGUGUGUUUAUCCUGUGUUGUGCAGGAGUUUGCACCACAUCUUGGUCUGUAUCUGGAAGCACUGGGAAUUGUGUCAAUUGUGAUCCAUGUGUUGAAGAUUUUCACUAAAACAUUGUUCAUUUCACUCCUUGUUGUGGAUCAUUUUAUGGAUAUAUGCAAGUUGUUUUAGACCGUUAAAGUGCACACUUGUAUUGUUUUGGCCUUGACAAUGUGGACCAUUUUCUCAACUGCAUGUUUCCCUGUGUUUUCUGCCUCUGUGUUGCUCAGAAUUCCAGAGGAGUCCUUUUCAAGGUAACAUAAUAAUGUGUACAAUUUCCUAUCUUAAGCUGUUUCCAAGACGCACAAUAAUAAAUUAAAUUCAAUCCA